AGUCUUCUUUGGAACUUGCUAGCUAGCUAUUGCAGCAAGCAAACGCGCGAGCACACUUCUUAUUCUCUUAUAAGGUAUCUACACUGUUUUUUCGUUUAGUUCGUCAAUAGAUACAUAUACCUAAGCAGUUAAUAUCCAUGAGAUUCAAUUGUACUUAUUACGAUAGUCUGCUGUUAUUGUAUGUUCAAACGCGGAUCCGUGUUCGUGUUGAUCGUUGAUCGCUGAUGUUUUUGAGAAGCGUUUAAUGUUUUUAUUAUUAUUUCUUCGUAUAUGAAGUUUAUUUUCUAUUUUGUUUUGCGCGCUCAUAGUUUUGAUGAUGAUGAGGAUGGAAAUUAACAUAUGCGACUUUUGAUCGCACAAAACAUAAAUUUGUGUUUACAAUUUGAACGAGCGCAAGGAUCAAAUCCGAAGUUCAGUGAGUUGUCGGCGAGUGUAAGCAAGUUUACAACAAGUUACAAGUGAAAACUACUCUUGAGAGUGUCGUCCGGUGUCAAAUCAUCAAAAAGGUUCGUCAAAGAAUAUGCGCUUUGGUAAAUUGAAACUUUCACCAAGUGUUAAUUUACAACAAUAAAAGGAUAUUCCUCAAAACAGAUCUUAUCAAAAAUGGAGAGAAGAUCAAUUUUAAUAAUUUUACUACUUGCGAUAGUCGCAAAGCCAAGUGCUACCAUAGGAAAACGUCAAUUUAAUAUACUGGAGGAUGAUUCGAGAUAUAUAUCACAUCAGGACUUAAUGUCGUCGUCAAAUCGUUUCGAAGACACCAAUAUAACAACCUACUCAAGAAUGCUCUUCGAUGUUGCUAGAAAUCAAAUGAUUGUUGGAGCAAGAGAUGCAAUCUUUCGCCUAUCCUUUGACCUGCAUCUGUUGGAGAAAUCAAUCUGGGAAGCCACUUCGUCACAAAUUCAAAUGUGCCAAAUGAAAGGCCAAUCGGAGCACCAUUGCCGCAACUACAUCAUGGUCUUGCAGAGUUACGAGAAUCAGCUGUAUGCGUGUGGGACGUAUGCAUUCAACCCGAACUGUUCGUGGCGCCAGAUGGAGAAUUUAACUGUAACAGCGUAUGACAGUGGCGUCGGCAAGUGUUCAUUCAGUCCGAAUUCAAAUAUAACUGCCUUGCUGACGGGAGAGGGCCAGAUCUUUGUUGGAUCGCCUACUGACUUUUCGGGAUCAGAUCCGGCAAUUAUGAGGACCAAUGUUGUCCAUCCACAGGAGCACUCGACACGACGAAAGAACGGUCAUCUUAUUCGGACUAAGCAAUACAACUCCAAGUGGCUUGAUAACCCGCAGUUUGUGGGUAGUUUUGAUGCGGGGUCUUUUGUUUAUUUUGUCUUUCGAGAGACAGCUGCUGAAUACAUGAACUGUGGCAAAGUAGUGUACUCAAGAAUUGCCAGGGUAUGCAAAUCUGAUGCUGGAGGUGAUCAAAUAUUAAAUGAUAACUGGACGUCUUUCCUGAAAGCUCGUCUAAACUGUUCUCUACCGGGAGAGUAUCCGUUUUACUUUAACGAAAUCCAAGGAAUGACCUAUUCAGCUGAGGAAGAUGUCCUCUAUGCCACAUUUACAACUCCAAACAAUGGCAUUCAUGGAUCAGCAGUUUGUGCCUUUAAUCUUACCGCCAUCAAUGCAGCAUUUGAAGGUCCAUUCAAAUUCCAGGAGCACAUCGACUCAAAUUGGAAAGAUGUCAACACUCCACAUCGAAGUCAGUUUUCGUGUGAAAAUCCUGCAGCAGGACUAAGUUACAAGCAACUUUUAGAGUCUUCGCGAUACCAACUAAUGGACGAAGCAGUCCAACCAAUAACUGCAGCUCCUCUUUACUAUUCAGCACUGGAACGUUUCUCCCACAUUGCCAUUGACAUAGUUUCCACAAAACACAUAGGGUCCACACAUGUUUUGUAUAUCUCGACAGAAGGAAACAUUAUCAAAAAACUGUCUGUUCUGCCUUCGAUGCAAACUUGCCUCAUCGAAGUGUGGCAAUACGAGGAGGAACAACUUAACUCGCAUAUCCAUUCAAUGGAAUACCUUAAGGUUACCGACUCACUCUACGUGGGCACAGAUCGAGCACUAAUGCGUAUCAAUUCGCAUCACUGCAAACGGCACGUUUCAGAGGCAACAUGCCUUAACGCCAUGGACCCGUACUGCGGUUGGAAUGAAUUAAUGGAGGAAUGCACACCCCCACCGAUUGGUGGUGACACCUCUGAGAAAUAUUGGAAGCAAAAGGAGCUGCAAUGUCCAAUUCUUACAGCACCCAUUGAUGGCGGGUGGUCGGCUUGGUCAGAUUGGUUCAAAUGCACUAAAUACAACGACGAGGGAUCAUGUUUGUGCCGUUCAAGGAGUUGUAUAAAUCCUGCACCGAAAAAUGGUGGUGAGGAAUGCGUGGGCAUCAUGACUGAGGUCACCAAUUGCACUGUGAAUGGCGGCUGGACCGAGUGGAGUGCGUGGUCAGCGUGUUCGCAGACGUGUGGUGUGGCCGUGAAGACGCGUCGUAGGUCCUGUGGUAACCCGAAGCCAGCAUAUGGAGGACGGACAUGUGUUGGCCCAGAUCGUGGCGAGAUUUAUUGCUCACAUUUGCCGCCUUGUCCAUCGCCAAAACCACAGGCAAUCGAUGGUGGAUGGGGACCCUGGGGACAGUGGAGUGAGUGCAGUGCCGAAUGUGGCGGAGGAUUUCGCAUCCGUCGACGAGAAUGUAAUGACCCAAGUCCUCAGAAUGGUGGAAUGGAUUGUCCUGGAUGUAAUAUUGACUAUGAGGUGUGCAAUGCUCAGGGGUGCCCCGAAGUGAAAAAGCUUAGUCAAUGGACUCCGUGGUUGGUGCAAUUGAAUAACAACGAAAGUAAUGGCGAGGAAACGCAUGUGGAGAAAAGAUUUAGAUUUGUGUGUCGUGCGACAACCUCUGACGUUGGAUCGAUGAAGAUUAAUCUUUCCAAGGAGGAGAGUCGCAUCUGUCAUUCGGAUGGGACAUGUCAGCGAGGGAAUAAUGAAAAUGAAGAGGAAAGUGUAUGGAGUGAAUGGGGCCCUUGCUCUGUUUCUUGCGGAGGUGGACUUCAGUAUAGAAGUAGGUCUGGAGAUGGCGGCAAGCAUCACAAGAACACGGUGAAUCGUGCAUGCAACACGCAACCUUGUCCUAGCGAAUGGGGUUGUUGGACGGACUGGUCUCCGUGUUCGACAACAUGUGGAAUAGGAAUUCGCAAGAGAUCUAGGAAAUGCCUUGGACCAGAGAGGACCUCCUGCAAAGGCAAGUCAAUUGAGGAAGCAAAAUGCGAAAUGCCAUCAUGUGCUUAUUAUUUGGGAUGGAGUAAUUGGAGCGAUUGGUCACCAUGUUCAGGCGAUGGUAUCCGUUUUAGAACCCGCAAAUGCCAACUUAAUCAACCGAACGAAAACGAAUGUCUUGGGGAAGAUUUUGAAAAAGCCCUCUGUGUGCCAGAUCCCUGCAAUGGCACAGCAAUGGCUUCAUUCUCAACUAUCAGCACCAUGGUUGCUCUAUUCAGCUUGUUUUACGCUCUAACAAUUUUGUUUACAUUUUGGAUCACCAGACGUCGCUUUAUGCUCGAGACACCAAAAAAUAAUUCACCAACACCCAGUUACGAUGCAUAUCCGAAUCAGUAUUCGAGUCUUCCAACCAAAGAUAUAUAUGAACCGCGACCAAAGCCCAAGAGACAAAGUAGCUUCAGCAUGAGUUCUGGGUCAAAAAAUUGCAAUACCAGUGGAACUCUAAAUAAGUCGAAUAAUAUCCAGAAUAAUCAUACGCCAAAGGUGCUGGCUAAGACGUAUAAUGAUUGUGAAACGGGAACUUUAAAACGCAAUUCACAUGGCCUCAAUAACUAUCGGACGAAUAUUGAUGAUGAAAAGUUUUGAAAAAAAAGCAAUACAAAACACUGCAUAUUAUCUAGAGAGCUAGAGGGAGGGGUUUUUCAUUGAAAUGCGAGAACAAAGUUAGAAAGGGUUUUUUUAAGAGGAAGUAGCUAAAAAAGGGUAUACUUUUAGGAGCUUCGGAAACCAAAUUCAAGUCAGCUUUCAGUAAUUUCCAAUUAUCGUUAAAGAGAUGUUGAUAAAUGCCAGGAAACUGGUUUACGGUUUUCCUGUAAUCAAGAUGUUUCCGAUAAAAAACAUUGCAUACUUCUAGGAUGUUUAGUUAAAACUCUUUUGGAGGUUUCAAAGAGCACCAAAGUAUGUCGAAAAAGCUGAAGCAAAUCUUAAAUUCAAUGAAAAACUUCGUUUUUGAAAACCGAAAUUAAAAAAACAAAAGAAAAGUUUCCUUAUCAAUUCCAUUAAUUUAAAUAUAAAAAAAAAAUUAUUAAAUUUUGUUAAAGACGCAGUGCCAUUAGACUAUAAGCUAAGCGACGAAUUUUUUUGUUAAUUAAUGUUAUUCGGGAAUGGCAUUUUUUAAAAUCUCUGACUCAUAUUGAGUUAAUUUAUGUGUAAAUUUAAGAAUUAAUUUAAGAUUUAUAGUGGUAAGAAUAAUGAUUUAUUUUUUUUUUUAACUACCUUCAAGAAGUGUGCUUUGGAAGAUAUAUUUAAUUUUAUUCGGCGACUAAUCAUACAAACAAAAAGAAGACUGAUUUAAUUGUUUUUGUCUAAUUUUUUUGUACGAUAAGUGCUAAUAAUACAAUUUUUGAGUGUAUAGGGGCUGUACUAACAAAAGCAAUGAGAGAUAAGUAUUAAAUUAAAUAAUUGUAAAAAAAAAAAUAAAACAAAUAUCUUUCUAUUCUGUUAAAUAAAUGAAAUUAAAUUAUAUUUUCGUAAAAUAA
This is a messenger RNA of Episyrphus balteatus (marmalade hoverfly), 4733 nucleotides long. It is a transcript of the gene Sema5c, whose product is annotated as semaphorin-5A. NCBI's taxonomy places the organism in Eukaryota, Metazoa, Arthropoda, Insecta, Diptera, Syrphidae. Gene Ontology annotation, molecular function: chemorepellent activity; semaphorin receptor binding. Gene Ontology annotation, biological process: semaphorin-plexin signaling pathway; axon guidance; negative regulation of axon extension involved in axon guidance. The transcript is spliced from 9 exons. Bases 604 to 3840 code for a protein of 1078 amino acids. The record is from RefSeq and is a predicted model, not a curated record.